UUAAUACAUGUUUGAAUUUCGACCAAAAACAAUGUCAAUUUUCAAACACUGUAAUUACAACUAAUGAAAAUUAAUUCGAAAAAUAAUUAUUUGUUUGUCAAAAAAUGUGCAAAAUGACGCCAGUCUUAAGACAGUUUUCUGCUAUAUUUAUUUGUAAUUUGCUGACGCUGGCAUUUGGUAUUCAGAGUGGUUGGGCCAUGAUAAAUUUCAGUGAACUUCAAAAUAAGAAUAGCACAUUUUCGACGGGCCCAUUAACUCUAGAUGAGGUAACGCUCGUUGUGUCACUCGUCAAUAUUGGUGGAUUUUUCGGAAAUUUUGCAAUAAUGUCCGUGAGCAAAUGGUGUGGCAUUAAACGAACAAUACAUUUAUUUGGAUUACCAUUGAUCAUAAGUGCUUUGCUCACCAUCUAUGCAAACAACGUUUUUUUAUUGUAUGCAUCGAGUAUACUUAGCGGUAUUGUUGGGGGUGCACUCGUUAUUGGUAUUCCGUCGUUUAUAAACGAAAUUUGCAACGAUAAUGUUCGUGGUUUUCUAAAUAGUAUUUAUGACCCAGGUUACAACUUGGGUGUCAUUAUUUCGUUCUUUAUCGGCAACUACUUAAGCUGUUUAAAUCAAGCAAAAAUACAACUUAUAGUACCCAUCAUUUUUAUGAUUGCGAUGUUUCUACUGCCAGAUUCACCAGAAUAUUGGCAAAAACGACAAAAAGAAAAGCAUGCACUGAAAGCACAUACAUUUUACAAAGGAAGUACAGUGAAUACACAUAUACCCGAGCACGAUGAAUUUAUUCCGAAAAUGAAAAAUGAAACGGUUGAAAAGGGUAAAUUGGAAGAAAUGGCCAACAAUCAAAACAUGGAGAAUUCAACGUUAUCUCUUGGAGAUUUUUGUACUCCCCAGGCAAGGAAAACCUUUUCAAUUGCUUUCACCAUACUCUUAUUGAGUAUUACUUCCGGCACUUGGACUAUGCUUGCCUAUGUUACAGAUAUAUUUGAGAAAACUGGCUCCUCAUUGUCCUCGAAAAAUUCGUCACUUUUAAUCUCCAUAACACAAAUUUUUGCAAAUGUAUUGCUCUUGAAUGUUAUCGAAAGAAUUAAUCGUAGGACUUUAUAUAUUUGGUCAUCGAUUUUAACUGCAACCAGCUUUUUCGCAUUUUCUAUUUAUUGUUUGUUGUGGAUGGGCCAACCAAAAUACGAGUGGAUGCCACCCUUUUGUUUUUCAUGCAUAAUCUUCUUCAGUUGUCUGGGACUAUUUCCAAUACCAUAUAUUUUGCCAACGGAAAUUUUUCAAAAAAAUAUUCGGCACACAUGUCUAGUAGUCGUUGUGUCUGUGAUUUGGAUUCUUUCAUUUUGCUACGGAUUGGUGUUUCCCAGCUUUUUGGAAUAUGUCGAUUUGCAUUUUUGUUUUAUUUUUCUCGGCAUCAUAUCAUUAGUCAAUGCCAUUUUUGGAUACUUUUUCGUUCCGGAAACAAGAGGAAAGUCUUACGAAGAGAUUAUGCAAUUGUUAAGCGAUUAGACUUAAACGACGAGACUUAAAGAGAAGAAACUCAUGUGAAAUGGGCAUAGGAUGUUACAACUGUGUUAAUGUCGCUGUACUAUAUAUAAAACAUUUAUUGUGAUAAAUUCCAUUAUUAUUGAUGCUCUAGUUUUAUCAAAUAAAAAUCUUUCUUUCAUUCAUUUAUUUCAGGAAAAAAAUAUAAACGUGUUCAUUGUUUAAUU
Contarinia nasturtii (swede midge) is the source of this 1711-nucleotide messenger RNA. RefSeq names its product facilitated trehalose transporter Tret1-like. Gene Ontology annotation, molecular function: transmembrane transporter activity. The transcript is spliced from 8 exons. Gene Ontology annotation, cellular component: membrane. Bases 105 to 1508 code for a protein of 467 amino acids. Lineage: Eukaryota; Metazoa; Arthropoda; Insecta; Diptera; Cecidomyiidae. Gene Ontology annotation, biological process: transmembrane transport. The record is from RefSeq and is a predicted model, not a curated record.